Erigeron canadensis is the source of this 1637-nucleotide messenger RNA. RefSeq names its product tubulin alpha-5 chain-like. Lineage: Eukaryota; Viridiplantae; Streptophyta; Magnoliopsida; Asterales; Asteraceae. The coding region runs from base 131 to 1480 and encodes 449 amino acids. Gene Ontology annotation, biological process: microtubule cytoskeleton organization; mitotic cell cycle. The record is from RefSeq and is a predicted model, not a curated record. Gene Ontology annotation, molecular function: GTP binding; structural constituent of cytoskeleton. The transcript has 5 exons. Gene Ontology annotation, cellular component: microtubule; cytoplasm.
CGAAUCUUUUUGUUAUCAAAAAUUGACUGACCGCCUACUCCUUUCAUUUCCUCUUCCUAUUCCGUCGGUCAGAUCAAAACAACAACAACACAUACACUCUCACUCUAUUUUUCAGUAAUAAUAAAAGAACAUGAGAGAAAUAAUAAGUAUACAUAUAGGUCAAGCUGGAAUUCAAGUGGGUAAUUCUUGUUGGGAACUUUACUGCCUUGAACAUGGCAUUCAGCCUGAUGGCAUGAUGCCUAGUGACACAUCACCUGGUGUUGCAGAUGAUGCCUUCAAUACGUUUUUCAGCGAGACCGGUGCAGGAAAGCACGUGCCAAGAGCGAUAUUUGUUGAUCUUGAACCAACUGUCAUCGACGAAGUCAGGACAGGAACUUAUCGCCAAUUGUUCCACCCUGAACAGCUUAUUUCUGGAAAGGAAGAUGCUGCUAAUAACUUUGCAAGGGGUCAUUACACAGUGGGGAAGGAGAUUGUUGACUUGUGCCUUGACCGGGUAAGAAAGUUAGCAGAUAACUGCACCGGCUUGCAAGGGUUUUUGGCGUUUAACGCUGUUGGUGGGGGUACUGGUUCUGGUCUCGGUUCUUUGUUGUUGGAACGCUUGUCUGUCGACUAUGGAAAGAAGUCAAAGCUUGGGUUCACCAUUUAUCCUUCUCCUCAGGUUUCAACUGCAGUUGUGGAACCAUACAACAGUGUUCUAUCUACACAUGCUCUACUUGAACACACUGACGUGGCGGUGCUCUUGGAUAAUGAGGCAAUUUACGAUAUUUGUAGGAGAUCACUGGACAUUGAGAGGCCUACCUACACCAACUUGAACCGAUUGAUUUCUCAAGUCAUUUCAUCUUUGACUACCUCCCUACGUUUUGAUGGGGCCAUCAACGUUGAUAUCACAGAGUUCCAAACCAACCUUGUGCCAUACCCUCGUAUCCAUUUCAUGCUUUCCUCUUAUGCACCUGUGAUCUCUGUUGAGAAAGCUUACCAUGAGCAGCUCUCUGUACCGGAAAUCACAAACUCAGUGUUUGAACCUGCAAGCAUGAUGGCUAAGUGUGAUCCUAGACAUGGAAAGUAUAUGGCCUGUUGCUUGAUGUUCCGUGGAGAUGUCGUUCCUAAAGAUGUCAAUGCUGCUGUUGCCACUAUCAAAACCAAGCGCACCGUGCAAUUUGUUGAUUGGUGCCCGACUGGUUUCAAGUGCGGUAUUAAUUAUCAAGCACCAACAGUUGUACCGGGGGGAGAUCUUGCAAAGGUUCAGCGAGCCGUAUGCAUGAUCAGCAACAACACAGCAGUUGCUGAGGUGUUUUCCCGCAUUGACCAUAAGUUUGACCUCAUGUAUUCAAAGAGGGCAUUUGUUCAUUGGUAUGUGGGUGAGGGAAUGGAGGAAGGUGAGUUCUCGGAAGCCCGUGAAGAUCUUGCAGCUUUGGAAAAAGAUUAUGAAGAAGUUGGUGCCGAAGGAGUUGAGGAUGAAGGCGAGGAUGAGGAGUACUGAAGUGGUUAUUCGUUUUGAACUAUAGAGGUGUUGUUUUGUGAAAAUAACGAAUUGUUUUCUGUUUAUGCUUCUCUUUUCUGAUAAACUCUGUGUGCUUAUAUUCUUCUUUGUUGGGCAAGUGACCUACUGAUUUGCAAGAAAGUUUUUCUUUUGGGUA